AUGCAGUUUGAAAGAAAACGGAUAUGGGAUUAUUUUCUAAUAUAUACAUCCUUUGCUACGUUUAUCUGCAGUUUUUUUCCCCGUAUUGGCAAAGAUAUAUGUUUAGUGUGUAAGUAUUCUACAGGAAUAGUAUGCUUUUUUUUUUUUGCAAAAGAUCUAGUUUUCCUAGCAUUCUUUCUUAAAAGCUCUUCUACACUUCAAAUAAAUAAAGUGCUGUCUACGAUAUUCGCUGGACUUUGUUCUGGGAUCACUGGUUACAUUAUUACUCUUAUUAUAAUCGCUUCUUACAUGGCUUUCGAGGCACAAAAACUUCCAUUACGAAUACAAAUAUCAUAUUCUCAUUAUCUUAACGUAAAAGUAUCAUUCUGUGCAGACAGCAAAUCUAGCUACUUAGGAACUAUGUAG
Messenger RNA from Pichia kudriavzevii, 405 nucleotides. RefSeq lists its product as uncharacterized. NCBI's taxonomy places the organism in Eukaryota, Fungi, Ascomycota, Pichiomycetes, Pichiales, Pichiaceae. The record is from RefSeq and is a predicted model, not a curated record. The transcript has a single exon. Bases 1 to 405 code for a protein of 134 amino acids.